AGCGCUGCAACGAAAAAGGAAAAACAAACGGAGAGGGAGAAGAGGCUCGAACUGGAACUCGAAAUCGCGCGAAAUCGAUUUUGACGUAAACCGGAAAGCCCGCCGGAGUCGCUUUUCUGUUCGGUUAAAAGCCUUAACUGCUUCUCUUCCCUGACUGACCAUUUGAGAAAUCUGUCAGGCCAUCCUUGGAUCCGAAAACUCUAAGAAUCACGAGGAGUCUCACUGAAAUCACCAACUGUUUUGAUCAGUUCCGUCGCCGUCGAACAGAUUCCUGGCAGAGCUUCCUUCUAUUCCAUCUUGUAUUGAUUACUGAAGUUUUCUGGUUUGAAACAGCUUGUUGACGCCAGUUGCCAUGGGAUCGGAGUUAGUCGAUUUUAAAAAGCUUCGAAUUUAAUCGAUUGUUUUCAUCCCGAUUGUGUUUAGUGGUUUGAUUUGUCGGAAUUGGUUAGGUUAAUCGAUCGGCUAUUCGCCAGAGUUUGUGACCCUGAGCGAUCUGAGCGAUUUAAUUUUUGAGAUUCCUUCCAAGAUAAAGGAAUAGCGGUUGGUGAUUUGUCCCAGCAGAAUUGGCAGGAUCCUGCCGGGUAGGAGAAGUUUUGGACUUGAGUUCGAACCCGAACCCUAACCCUAGCGCGCCACGUGGGCGGGUGGUGGUGGCGGUGGUGGUUUUUUGUUGGUAGAUCUCACAACCGUUGGAUUGGGAUGUGCCACGUGUCGCACAGGUAGCUAGUGCUCACUGGGCACUUUCCCCAUUGGAGAGGACCAAGAUUUGUUGAUUCUCAUUGUAUCUACGUUUUCCCCCCUCUUUAUGGGACGCUGCUGAUCUGGGGAGCCAAAGGAAGAAGAAUUUUCAGGAGGUUGUUUCUCUUUGUGCCACAAGUAUUGUGAUUGUGUAAGAUAUGCUUCAGUAAUAAGGCAAGGAAUGCUAAGUAUUGCAAUGGAACUGGCAGACAGGGCAGUGGGGUUUCUAUUAUCGCUAAUUAGUUUAUCAAUUUUCACUUAUUAUACAUUUUGGGUUGUCAUCCUGCCGUUUGUGGACACAGAUCACUUUAUCCACAAGUACUUCCUCCCUCAGGAGUUUGCUAUACUGAUACCAGUUUUUGCUGGUGUGACACUUUUGUGCUUCUUAUGUGUCUUUAUUGGGCUUGUGAUGCUUAAAUCCAAAAAGAAGAGGGCUUGAAGCAGCAUAUGUUCUCAUUCUUACAAAGUAAUUAGUAGGACUCUGAAAUUUUACAUUGUUUUUCGUUCUAGUGGUUCAGCUCAUUUUUGAGAGAGACGGAUUUUGAAAUAAUAAAGAUCAUGAGGUUCACAUUUUUGUUCUUCAGUUUAAUUUACUGAUUUUAUAAUGUAUGUCAUUAUGUGUAAAACAUCCACAUUAUGGCUACCUACUAUUUGUGUUCUUUAAGCUUUUUCA
Molecule: messenger RNA, 1411 nt
Organism: Macadamia integrifolia
Lineage: Eukaryota; Viridiplantae; Streptophyta; Magnoliopsida; Proteales; Proteaceae
Product: dolichol-phosphate mannose synthase subunit 2
Exons: 4
Coding region: 920-1177 (85 amino acids)
Biological process (GO): GPI anchor biosynthetic process
Cellular component (GO): endoplasmic reticulum membrane; dolichol-phosphate-mannose synthase complex
Molecular function (GO): enzyme regulator activity
Source: RefSeq, a predicted model, not a curated record